Equus quagga is the source of this 5298-nucleotide messenger RNA. RefSeq names its product MARVEL domain containing 2 (gene MARVELD2). The coding region runs from base 1913 to 3592 and encodes 559 amino acids. Gene Ontology annotation, biological process: bicellular tight junction assembly. Gene Ontology annotation, cellular component: bicellular tight junction; apical plasma membrane; cytoplasmic vesicle. Lineage: Eukaryota; Metazoa; Chordata; Mammalia; Perissodactyla; Equidae. The record is from RefSeq and is a predicted model, not a curated record. The transcript has 7 exons.
AUCCAUCCCUUGCGCCGGUGAGAGAGGUGAAGCCACCGUGUCCUCCAGAUGCGUGUGGACCCCAGAUGCUGGUGGAGAUUGUGUAAAGCUUGCCAAAGUUCGCUGUGCUCUGCCACUUUUCUUAGGAAAAUGCAUUUCAAAACCAUAGUGCUCUGUGCAUUUCUAGAAUUUAAGCUCUUUUAGACAACAGAGAUAAAAGACAAAAAUAACUGCCAAUUGCUAUCAUUUUUAAAGCUCCUGUUUUGCACUGGGCACCGUGCUGGGACUGUCGCAGUUAAUUCUCUAAAAUCGGAGGGCGCGGUCAGAAGACCCGGGAGCGUGGACCCGGCCGCCAUCUCCACUCACCGCCGGGACUCUGUCUGGUCUCUGGCGGUACCGGGCCUCUCCACGUGGGUCCCUAACCGGUCUCUCGGACCCUCGCAGGCUGCUCUCCCCAGGGCUGAGGGAGGGGUGGAGAAGGCUGCAGACGAGCGGUGUGUCUGCGAUUUGCUUCAGAGUAAUCUAUUGGCAGAGAGAGUAAGGUAGGAGUAGAGGAACCGAGACCCGUCGUAAGUCGAUCCUUGUUGAAGCUGUUUGGUGGGUACAUAAGGGUUCAUAAUUCUGUUCUUUCCACUUUUUAUUGUUUGAAAAUUUCUAUAAUAGAAAACUUUAAUUCCCUCCAUCUAGAAUUGGACCUCUUCUUGCUGUCUGCAUUGCCGCCAGCGUGGUCCACUGGGUUCUCUCGGUGGGGUCCUAGCCCAUCCCCCCUGCGUCCGCCCUGGUCUCCUGCAGGGUCCUCUCAAUUCUGCAUCCAGAACGAGUCACUCCUCAGAAUCCCCCAGAGGCUUCUCCCCUCCCCCAGUAAGAGCCAAAGUUCUCUCCAGUGGUUUUCAAGCGCUGAUGAAGCAGACGGCCUCAGUUCUCCUGCCGCGGCCCGCGUGCUGUGCCGCCACGUUGGCCUCCGUGCCUCAGUUGCUCCUGGCCGGUGCCGGCGCUCCUGCCUCAAGGCUUCUGCACUCGCCAUUUGUCUGCCUGGAGCACUUCCCCCUGGGACCCGCCUAGUUCCUCCUUCUCCACCUUCGUUUCUGUAUUUAGAUGUCAUGUUCUCUGUGCAGACUUCCCAGGUCAUUCUGUUUAAAAUUGUAACACCCUGCCCGCAGUGCGAUCCACAUCGUCCAGUGCAUUUCACUCCCCGGUCUGUCACGUCGCCCCACGGGGAUUUAAGCUCCACAGAGGCAGGGACUCGGGAUACACUUCAGCAUGACUGGUGCGAGGCAGGUGCUGGGUAAAUAUUCGUGGAGGAAUAGGUCUCCAUUUUACAAAGUAAAAUAAAACAAAACCUUAGGAAUUUCUGACUUGUUCCACACCAUAGAGGUAGGGUUAUCCGUGUACAUUUUGAGACCCGCACGUUGCCGUGUGCAAUGCGGGGUGCCUGGUAGGUCUUCAGAGAGCAGUUUGUGGGGGAGCCUCAGUGUGCCCUAGAGCCGGUGGCUGCACUCCCCACUCCGCUGGGUGCUGCCCAGGUCAUCGAGGUCAUGACGGGAAUCAGCAGGUCUAGAAAGCGUGCUUUCUCUGUGCUUUGUUUUGAGGUGGAUGGAACCCCCUCUAGGACACUGUCUGAGUGUCUCCAUCGGGACAGCAGGCCCCUCUAGAUCACAGCUCUGCACAGAGGUGGGCACUCGGCCGUUGCUGCUGCUCUGGGCUUCGCCUCCCGUGAUCUUUUUCUCUGAGAAUUCACUUUUUCAAAUCUAGUACAAGUGUUGGUAUUCAGAGUGGAAGAGGCCACCCCAUUGAAGUGACUUCCCUGGUUUAGGCAGGAGGGGCCCUCACCCGUGUAUGAACAGACUGCCUCUCCUGGGCCGCCGGAGCAGAUUCGAGGUGAGGAGAAGAGGAGGAUUCUCUGACCUGUCUGACUUCGGUGUGAAGAUCACAAAUGUCGUCAAAUGACGGGAGAUCCAGGAAUCGGGACAGACGGUACGAUGAGGUCCCGAGGGACUUGCCCUAUCAGGAUGGCACCGUGAGAACCCUCCAGUCUCUUCAUGAUAGCGAGCUGGCCAACAGCGCUGAUCCCCUGCCACCACCGCCUCUCCCGUUACAGCCGCCGUUUGGCCCAGCCUUCUGUUCAAGUGACACAGAGGAACCGGCCAUAGCGCCAGAUCUCAAACCCGUGAGGCGCUUUGUCCCCGAGUCCUGGAAGAACUUCUUCAGAGGGAAGAAAAAGGACCCCGAAUGGGAGAAGCCGGUGUCUGACAUCAGAUACAUCUCCGAUGGAGUGGAGUGUUCCCCGCCGACCUCUCCAGCGAGACCGGACCCCCACUCAGCGCCCAGCUCCUGCAGAGGUCCUUACACAGGGUUGGACGGAGCAUCCGGUCCCCUGAGAGAGGCCGAGGCGAUGUUCCCCCAGGAGGCCUGCGGGUCUCUGGGCCGCCACACGCAGUCGGCGCUGACCUACAGUGAGCGGGUGGCCGAGUACCACCUGAGAUACUCGUACAUGAAGUCCUGGGCCGGCCUGCUGAGGAUUCUGGGCAUGGCGGAGCUGCUCCUGGGGGCCGGCGUCUUCGCCUGUGUCACCGCGUACAUUCACAAGGACAGCGAGUGGUACAACCUGUUCGGAUACUCGCAGCCCUAUGGCGUGGGGGGCGUCGGCAGCCUGGGCAGCAUGUAUGGAGGCUCUUACUACACUGGCCCCAAAACCCCUUUCGUGCUUGUGGUUGCGGGAUUAGCGUGGGUCACCACCCUCAUCAUUCUGGUUCUGGGCAUGUCCAUGUAUUAUCGGACCAUUCUUUUGGACUCCAACUGGUGGCCCCUAACUGAAUUUGGAAUUAACGUGGCCUUGUUUAUUUUGUAUAUGGCCGCGGCCAUAGUCUAUGUGAACGACACCAACCGAGGGGGCCUGUGCUACUACCCGCUCUUUAACACGCCCGUGAACGCAGGGUUCUGCCGGGUCGAGGGAGGACAGAUCGCGGCAAUGAUCUUCCUGUUUGUCACCAUGAUGGUUUAUCUCAUCGGUGCGCUAGUUUGCCUCAAGUUAUGGAGGCACGAGGCAGCUCGGAGGCAUCGGGAAUGCGCAGAACAACAGGAGAUAAGUGAGCCAUCAUUGCCAUCGAAAAGGAAAAUGUGGGAAAUGACCACCGGUGAUGAUAGACGGAGGGACCAAGAAGUUAAUUUCAAAGACUUGAGAGCAACAACAAUGAAACCUGAGCUGCUAAGCGGCCACAUCCCCCCGGGCCACAUCCCCAAGCCCAUCAUGAUGCCCGACUAUGUGGCAAAAUACCCCGUGAUUCACACGGACGAUGAACGGGAAUGCUACAAAGCCGUGUUCCAGGACCAGUUCUCGGAGUACAAGGAGCUCUCUGCGGAAGUCCAGGCCGUGCUCAGGAAGCUCGACGAGCUGGACGCCCUCAUGAGCAGGCUGCCCCGUCGUGCGGAGAACCAGCAGGAACAUGAGAGAAUUUCGAGAAUCCACGAAGAGUUUAAGAAAAAAAAGAAUGACCCUACAUUUCUGGAGAAAAAGGAACGCUGUGAUUAUCUGAAGAAUAAACUUUCUCACAUAAAGCAAAGAAUUCAAGAAUACGAUAAGAUAAUGAAUUGGGAUGUCCAAGCUUAUUCUUAAACCUUGUUUGAAACCACUUUUUUAUACGAGACUCCAUAUUUAUGUCCCUUCUUUUCCGUGCUAGGCCCUGGGAUGGAGGAGCUAGUGCUUCUGGAAUCCGCUCUGAUGGGGUAGCUGGUGUGCUGUGUUCAGACAUUUCAGAACACAUUCCGACGUCCUAAGAAUGGGAGGAAUCCCGCAGUUGGCUCUGCACAGUUUCAUCUGUCUCGUUAAAGAUGAACGUGAUUGAGAGGCCACAUCCUCGAGGCGUGACGAGCAAGUGGACUGUCGCUUCUGGUGCUGCUUUCUCCUUUUUCACUCAGGCGGUUCCUAGGAUUUUUCUAGGCCGAAUUUCUCUCCCUAGCCAAAAGCGUCAUUUCUUCCCUUGAAAGGGGUUUGAAUCCGAAAUCAGCACUUUCCAGCCUCGUGACCUUGGGCAGCUGCCUCGUCUCCCUGUGCCUCUCUCCUCCGUGAAACCGGCUGAUCGUAGCUACCUCGUGGGGUUGUGAGGAGGAUGACGUGAGGUAAGACUCGUAAAGCACUUGAACAGAGCCUGGCUCGUUACGAGCACUGCGUGAGUGUCUGUGAGACGUACAGAAGUGUUUGUGAGAUGAACACCAUCAGAGAGAGCUCGAGGAAAGGCCAGCCCUUCCCGAGCAAGCCCACCCAGCGAACCGACGAGCCAGGCGUCUCGGACUUCUUCUUUGUGCUGUUCAUGACUCCUGCCACACGGAGCCAUAGGCUGAUGCUUCCCCAUGGUUCUGUGCCCACGGGGGUCCAAGGCAGCCCUGCUUCCUUCAGUCAGUGUCGCUGUGCGCCUGCCUCCAAGUCCCCCGGCCAGCCGGUCCUGCACACACCCGGCGGGAGGGUGGUGUGAGUUUGCGGCCUUUUCGGUCCAUCCUAGGCCCUGUGAUGUUACAGUUACUUAGAAUCUGCCUUCGAUUUAUUGGGAUGCUUCAUCCCCCCAAGAAUUAUCUUGGCUUUGGGGCUAUAUUCGUGAGAAAUGUUUUAUUUUUAUUAGUAUGAACAAUAGACUGCCUAAAAAAAUUGUUUUUAAAAAAUCAUUGUUAUACGAUCCUAUUCAGCAUCAUCUAUCUCGUUGAUAAUGUCUCAGGUGUAGAAAUACAGUUUCUCCUUAAUAUAACUGCCAUUCAGUCAAUUAAUGUUCAUAGAAUUUUCUAGAGUGAUGAAACCAUAGAAAAGCAUGUGGAAAAGCAGAGGCUUAAAAAGUGUUGUUACCAAAUGAAUGUCCUAGUUUUUCUUUGUCAAUGAAAUUUUGUUUAGUGUUUAUUGUUAAUAUUUUAAUUCCUUGGUUCAGAGCGUAGGGCCCAAGAGUCUUAAGAGGCGACACCUAGGGAAGCGAGGCCCCUCUGGAAGCUGGAACAGCUUCACUUGCUGUCCCCACGUGAACAUUUCACUUAAGAAGAACGCCAAUCUUAAAAGAAACAGAUGAAAUAAUACCAUUUUGGUAGACUGUAAAAAGUUAGAUUAAUAUUGAAAUGAAGUAUUAAGGAAAUUUGACUUUUUGAAACUUUAUUUUACUACAGUCAUAAAUGUGGAUCUUUGAAGACCAAGGUUGUAACGCUGAUUUCAGUGUUGACGUUUCAGUUACUGUAGUUGUGUGUGUGUGUUUAUUGUCUGCAUUUCUAGCAUUCCCUAGAAUGGGCGUGUUCUUGAAAUAGUUUCCAUUUAUCAGAAAAUAAACUGGAAGUCAUUGAAAACCUGUA